UCCAGUUUGGUCGCAGUCUUCCUCGAGCAACACGAGGAAAAAGGAUAAACCUACGGUAUCGCGUCGGAGCGGCGAGAGAGGAGCCGGCUGACGCGAAGAGGAGGAAGGACGGACGGACGGAGACAGAAGAACGCUCGAACUCGCGGCCGCCGGCGAGUUACCGGUCAGUUCAGCCUCGCGGAUCACGUUCGAUGCGUCUCCGUCGCACGUUUCACCAUUGAAAAUCCCGUGGAACCGAAAUCGGUGAAUCGAUCCAUCAGAUUCUCCAUCGCCACGCUCGUCCCGUCCAAUGAAAUCUCAAACAAUUCCAUUCGAGCGUGAUUUCAUCCGUCAAGAAGACUAAUACGAUUGACGUCGCAACGAAGUUCAAGGCCACGAUCGAACAAUUGGAUCCGAUUCUACGAUCACACUAACGAGAGAUUAUCGUAUCCAGAGACUGCAAGCAAUUCGAUUUGAACAGGAUUCGAUCGUUAAGGAGACUUAACGAGAUUUAUUCUCGAGGAUCAAUUUAUUCUAUUAACUCGGACGCACGAUUCACAGAUAGAGGCUUGAGAUCUAAGAGGAUUUUUCGAGAGGAAUAUUAAUAAGAGUCUGCAGUGAGGAUCUUUUGGAGAGAUUCUCGUGGUGAUAGGAGGAUUGUCUUUGGUUUUUGCGUUUGUUGGAGUAUGUAUAUGUAUCUGCUGGUUGUCGUUGCUCUCGCGAGCACGACGGUCGCGCAGGUUCCUGGAGAGAACAGGGACAUCGAUGUUACGAUCGGCGCGAUCUUCAGAGACCGGUCGAUAUUCAACGAGAGCCUUCUUCCAGCCGCAGGUAACCAGCCGCCGAUAGUUAAUCUGAACGGUAAUCACAAUUAUCAGGCCGCGCAACAGGUGUUUUUUAUUAGCUCCUCGCCGAACCAAUGGCAGAAGAAGUUCAGGACCUGUGUCACGCAAAUGGUCAGGGACGAUUAUGUUAUUACCCCGGACAAGGGGUUCCAUAAGCUCCACAUGCGUAAGAUGACCUGGAAUCGGGCGAGGAAGUCGUGUUUGGAGGAAGGAGGUCAGUUAGCCGUGAUAAGGUCGCCCCUCGCGGAGCAAUACUUGCACGAAUGGAUGAAGAAGGAGAAAGUGAGCAGCUGUUGGUUAGGUGCUCACGACCAAUUCGAAGAAGGCGAAUGGGUAACCGUCGAAGGCAAACGACUGGACUAUGAGAGAUGGUCGACCGACCCGUUCCCCUAUCAGCCGGAUAAUUACGGCGGCAAUCAAAACUGCGCGGUCUUCAAGGAGCACGGAAUGGACGACGUCGAGUGCACCGAGAAGCACGCGUACAUCUGCGAGAUGGUUUUAUGCUAAAUCGCCGCGCGAUGCGAUCUGCGGAACUGAGGAUUCGACGGAACCAUUUCCUCUACUACACGAAUCGUUCAAGUUGUAUUUUCUAUGCCAAUAAAGACCAUUUGAUAGAACU
Messenger RNA from Nomia melanderi (Alkali bee), 1443 nucleotides. Its product is annotated as C-type isolectin Sp-CL4-like. The record is from RefSeq and is a predicted model, not a curated record. Lineage: Eukaryota; Metazoa; Arthropoda; Insecta; Hymenoptera; Halictidae. Gene Ontology annotation, biological process: ossification.